Messenger RNA from Exaiptasia diaphana, 2436 nucleotides. RefSeq lists its product as uncharacterized. The coding region runs from base 440 to 1489 and encodes 349 amino acids. NCBI's taxonomy places the organism in Eukaryota, Metazoa, Cnidaria, Anthozoa, Actiniaria, Aiptasiidae. Gene Ontology annotation, biological process: protein phosphorylation. The transcript has 8 exons. Gene Ontology annotation, molecular function: protein kinase activity; ATP binding. The record is from RefSeq and is a predicted model, not a curated record.
GACAUCGACAAUAAUGUAAUUAUAGCUCUGAUUAUUAAUAUAGCUGAGCUCAUGUUAUGCCAUUGACAAAGCUGAGCAUUCGAAGGUUCUGGGGAUUUUUGGCUUUCAAACGCUGGCAGACGAUCGCCCAGAAAUACAAAACAUCAGAGGAGUUGCUCAGAUUAGAGAAAAAGUUGAGAAAACUGUGGAAGAGAGUACAAGAAAGCUAAAAGAUCUGCGUAAUAACUACAUCGUCAAAGUGCUGGCCAUUACCGAUUUCAGCCCGACGCACAACGCCAUUUAUUCAGAGAACACAGAAAGAGGGAAUCUCUUACAGUUGGUGCUAUCCAAACAAUGCAACUCUAUUGAUCUUGUCAGAUUCUUGGUGCAGAUCCUCUAUGGACUGGAGUUCUUGCAUGACAGUAAUAUCUUGCAUUGUGACAUCAGAGCAGAAAAUGUGAUGGUAUUCUACGAUGAACGUCAAGGAUUAAGUGUCAAAAUUGGCCGUCUUGGAAGAUCAAAAUAUCUCCGAACAUCACCCAUUGAGUUUCAAAUGCCAGAAGAUGCAAUUACCAGGAGAUCUCCAGAGACAAUAAAGAACAAAACCUACUCCAUCAGCAGCGAUGUUUGGUCAUUUUGUCUUUUAUGCUAUGAGUUGUAUGRAGCUUAUGACAAUCGAGACCAACCUUGUCAACCUAUCGAUUGUGAGCCAAUCAAGUGCGAAAAAGAGAACAUUCUCGCUUAUCUUGAAAGCAACAACCGUCCAGAGAAACCACAAAGCAUGCCGGACUGGUUAUACAUUGCAGUAAAGCAAGGCUUACUUUGCAAACCAGAGGAAAGGCCCCCUCCAAUUCUCUUGCGCGACUGCUUGACAUUUCGCAAACCGUUUGAGUCUUGUUUGCUAUCUCGAUGGAAAAAGUAUCAUCCAGAUUUGAUAGUCGAACAUAACAUCGAUGUCGAAGUUGAACAGCCAUCAAUCCCUGAGUGCGAACACGUGAUUCCGCCUAGCGAACACAUCCCUUUCGAUGAAUUACAGCAGAUGUCCUCAGUAGCUGUCUUCAURAAKCACUCUUACAAAUACGCACCARGAAAUGAACUAGCUGAUGUUGAUGAUAAUGAAGAAUUAUAUGAAGACAUAAGUUUACCUGCGUACGUCAAUAUUGGAAGGGACAUCGGAGAGAGAAGAGUGCGCGACGUCACUUACGAUGACGUCGUGAGGCAACAACUACCUUCCAGCCAGGCUACCCGGCCUCCUUCUACUCCACCUCCCAAGGAAGUAGGAAAACCACCUCCUCGACCACUGAAGUCAGACCAUUGCCAAGCCUUUCAAAUUAGACGUCCAGCCCCAUACCCACGCCGCUCACCAUUGCAAACCCUGCCAAGUAAUGAAAACCGACAUCAGUCGAUAAACGAUGAGGUAUUGUAUGAAAAUAUCCCCUUUGCUUACGACAUGGCAAGAGAAAUGGCAGGCCAACACGAUGACGCGGAAGAACGAUCCUGGCCCUCAUGAAAGAGCUCAACACCGUCCCCAAGGCCAUCUCGGCCACCCACUUUUCAAGAUGGCGGUGUUCGGGGAGAUGACCCUGACAUUGGCUGAAUGAAAAACACUGGAUAAAAACCAUUUACGACUGAAAUUCUUUAUUGACCCUUCCGAAAUUUCAAAAAGGGACUGAAUGACAUCAAGUCACAAGCUCGAUGACGUUUCACGAAAUCAAUAGAGCUAAAAUUACUAUAGCUGCAGAGUUUCGAGUUUCGGGGGAUUCAGAUAAAAGAAUUCUACUGUGGCAAGAAUUUAAAAUUCGAAAAAAUACCAAAGAAUGUAUGGAGAUAUUGAGCACUGUCCCCAAAUUUAUAACAUAAAAAUUAGGUAAAAUUUGUGUCCUGGUUUGAGAGGUUUUCUCCUUUUCUAGAUGUUUUUUGUUAGUUGUAAUCAUCGUAUUUUUGUAGUCUUAUAAAGCUUUGCUUUUUUUGUUAAAUUUAUUAAAAAGCCUGAAAAAUUCUGAAAAAUACCGUCUGAAUACCAUUUAGAAAAGAAAAGAACUUCUGGAACCAGGGUAGAGAAUUUGGUACUGUGGCAUGGCAAGGUUCAGUUUUCAAUAAGUGUUCCAUUUUCAUACUUGUUCCCAGGCCCCCUUUCAAUUUUGAAAAGGCCUAUAGACCUCAUAUAUGCACAUGCAAUGCAUUAUACGAUAUGUUUGAGAUAAAACAUAGCAGGUUUCUUUUGUUUUCUCCAGAAACUGAUCCCACAAUGCAUUACAAAUCUAGUUGACGUAAAACUUUGUCAAUCGUCCAUCUAACCUGCUUUAGCAUGAGUAGACCUUUCAAUCAGUCAGUAUACAUAUAUAUAAUAAUCUAUCUUAUUCUACAGCCUUUUGCACAAAUUAUGAGACAUUUUUAUAUAUAUAAAUAUACCUAACCAAAUAUCAAAAACACCCAAGAAAUUAUGGGAUACCGUCG